AUGGUAGGCUUGACAACCGAUGGCGCUCCAGCUAUGGUGGGUUGUGAUAAGGGUCUGGUGGCGUUAUGUCGUAAAGAUGAAACUUUUCCGCAAUUUCUCUCUUACCACUGCAUUAUCCAUCAGCAAGCAUUAUGUGGAAAUUUUCUGAAACUAAACAACGUUAUGAAACUGGUGGUAAAAAUUGUGAACAAGAUUAGAGCUCAAGCAUUACAAAGAAGAUUAUUCAAAACUUUGGCCGAUGAAGUCGACUGUCAAUACGGGGACCUACUCCUUCACUCUGGAGUCCGAUGGCUAAGUAGAGGACGAGUGCUGAAACGUUUUAAUGAUGUCCUAUCUGGCAUAGUUCAAUUUUUCAAACAACGCGAUGAACCGAUUCCGGAACUAGAAAAUUCAAUCUGGCUUCGGGAUUUUGGUUUUCUCGUGGACAUUACAGAGAAAUUAAACGAACUUAAUUUGCAGCUUCAGGGGAGAGACAAAGAACUAGCGGAAAUGAUUUCUGAUAUGUUUAUCAGAAAACUGGAGUUUUGGGAACAAAACCUAAUUAACAGCGAUGCCAAGCAUUUUCCUAUUCUUUCAGAAAAGAUAUCUCAAAAAUCCAUUAGAACCCUAUGA
Messenger RNA from Sitophilus oryzae (rice weevil), 612 nucleotides. RefSeq names its product general transcription factor II-I repeat domain-containing protein 2-like. The transcript has a single exon. NCBI's taxonomy places the organism in Eukaryota, Metazoa, Arthropoda, Insecta, Coleoptera, Curculionidae. The record is from RefSeq and is a predicted model, not a curated record. Bases 1 to 612 code for a protein of 203 amino acids.